Sphenostylis stenocarpa is the source of this 234-nucleotide messenger RNA. The record is from the annotation of a GenBank genome assembly. Lineage: Eukaryota; Viridiplantae; Streptophyta; Magnoliopsida; Fabales; Fabaceae.
AUGAAGCAAUCGGGUUUUUCGAAAGAACAGAGAAAGAGAAAUAACACUCACGAGAAUACUACUUCCCCUGAAGACAAUCAGAGUCUACACUUGGCUCCAUCUACCUUUUUCACCAAUCCGCAUAAUAACUAUCCAACGGCGCAAAAUCUUAGAGGUAAUUGUACCCUUGCACCCUACCGCACCAGAAAACUCCCCGUCUCCCUUAUCCUGCGCACUCCGCCACUGCCACUGUGA